UCAGUGUGUGUGUGUGUGUGUGUGUGUGCAGGUGUGUCUCAGUCAUGUGUUUUUGCACAGAAGGCGGGGCCAGACACACAGAAUUUGCAUUUAGUGUCUUUAAGCAUUCAGAAGGAGCCAUGGUGCUGCUUGUGGGUGUGUCUGGAGUGGGUGUGGUCAUCAGUGUGUGGGCGUGGUCAUCAUCAGAUCUGACUGAUGUGUGAAUAUAACGCACUGAUGUACAGCAGAAGCCCCGACUCUGACAGCAGCAGCAGCUUCAUCAUGAGCAGCAGGAAGAUCAGCAGGAGGUGUUCUCUGGACAGCUCUGGAUAUCGUCCUCAAACCAGUGGAGUGACAGUGAAGCCCAAGAGCAUCAUGAGAAGAUCUUCAGACAGCAAAACCUUCCAGAGCGCAGCGGAGGCGCAGCUGGAGCUCCUGGAGAAGAACAACUCACACAGGUCUCUCAGGAUUGAGGAGGAGGUUCUGGAUCGCUCUGAUGGAUCUGCUGUUCCUAAUGGCUUCAGGCAGCACAACAGAAGCUUCCACCGGCUGUUCCCAGAGGUGCCGGAGCUGGAGGAUCUGGAGCACGUCUUCACCUGUGCGCUGCAGAAGGAGCUGAUCUACCAGGGGAAGAUGUUCGUUUCCCGUCAGCACAUCUGCUUUCACUCCAGUGUCCUGCUGAAGGAGACCAAGGUGAUAAUCCAGAUGUCCAGUGUUCAGAGCAUACAGAAGAAACACACCGCUAAAUUUGUCCCCAAUGCUCUUGCUGUUGUCACCAAUGACGGACUCAAGCAUCUGUUCGUGUCUCUGCUGAAUAGAGAAGUGUGUUAUCGUUUGCUGCAGUCCUUCUGUCCACAUCUGCAGACCGAGAGCAUCAGCAGGAAAUCCAGUGUGUCCAGCGCUGAGGAGAAUCAGUUCAUACACCUGUCAGAAGAGGCAUGCAGUGAAUCAGCAGAGCACCAGCCUCAGGAUUUAAACACAUCCACAGAUGAACACACCAGAGGAAAGAACACAGCAGAGCAACACAACACAGGCGUCUCCAGGCUCUCAGAGAAGCUGAAGUCUCUCCUGUGCUCCAGAAACUCUCUCGGCCUGAACACACUCCUGCUCUUCUACCUGGUUCUUGCUCUUCUUCUGCUGUUGUCGUCUGGUUAUAUCGGUCUGCGUAUCGUGGCGCUGGAGGAGCAGCUGAGCAUUCUGGGAUCUCUGCAGAACGAGUACCAGGAACCGUAACCCCAAUGGAAGGGAGUGUGUGUUGUAGACUCCCAAUAAAAGAGUGUGUUUUCUCCUCAUGCUGUGUGUGUGUGUGUGUCGGCUGCUCAUGAUGAGGACUCCUGCUUCUCCAUCUGACCCUCGUUCUCCAUCAUCUGCAGUUCUUCAGCUUCAGAUCCCCCAGCCUGCCCUCAGAUUCGACUCAUGUUAAGAUGUCUGGAAGGAGCAGAGGAGUGUGUUCUGGAGGAGGAGGAGGAGGAGGAGGAGGAGGUCUGUGCGGCAG
Molecule: messenger RNA, 1474 nt
Organism: Danio aesculapii
Lineage: Eukaryota; Metazoa; Chordata; Actinopteri; Cypriniformes; Danionidae
Product: GRAM domain-containing protein 2B
Exons: 12
Coding region: 196-1212 (338 amino acids)
Source: RefSeq, a predicted model, not a curated record